Messenger RNA from Parnassius apollo (apollo), 936 nucleotides. The record is from the annotation of a GenBank genome assembly. Lineage: Eukaryota; Metazoa; Arthropoda; Insecta; Lepidoptera; Papilionidae.
AUGAUGUCUGGACAAAGCACGCGACCUUUGAGAGCACUCAAUCUCAACGAUAUAGUUGAUGAAUUAGAGCAAUGUGAGGAUGAUGAUUUGUUGCCAACUCAAAUUACAAUUUUUCCAACUGAGAACGCUAAUGCCGACGUCACAGAUGAGAAUUCUGGAGAUGAAGAAUUUGUUGCAUUGCAAAAUCUACCAGGACAGAGGAAUAAAGUGGGCAAAGUAACUGUUUCUGAAAUGAAGUGUUUCUUGGGCAUCCUGAUGUACAGCGGGUAUGUAGUAGUAUCCCGUAGGUUUAUGUAUUGGGAGACAUCGACAGAUGCCGACUUUAGGAUUGUGCACAACGCUAUGUCAAGAGAUCGUUUUACUUUUAUUAUGUCAAAUAUCCACUGCUGUGAUAAUACAGUUCUUGGUGAUUCUCCUGACAAAUUCGCUAAGUUGAGACCUCUGUUUGACGAGUUAAAUAAAAUCUUUACUGAAAUGGCUCCGCUAGAAGAGAACUACAGCAUAGAUGAGGCUAUGGUUCCAUACUAUGGACGUCACAGUUGCAAACAGUUUAUACGUGGCAAACCAAUUCGUUGGGGGUAUAAACUGUGGGUUGGUGCUACAAGAUUAGGCUACGUGAUUUGGUUUGAUCCUUACCAGGGAAAAUCUUCAACCAUUGCAGAAGGUUACAUACAGUUUGGUCUAGGUGGGAGUGUGAUUUUGGAGUUUGCUGAUGUUCUACAAGGUCGUGAUCCAACAUUGCCAUUUCAUUUAUUCUUCGACAAUUAUUUUUCCUCUAUUCCUCUACUGCAUGAACUUAGUAAUAGAGGUCUGAGAGCCACUGGAACUAUUCGUGAAAACAGAACGUCCAAGUGUCCUCUCGAGUCUAACAAAGAUUUCAAAAAUACUGAUAGAGUAGUUAUAAAACCAGUGCAGAUAUUCAUAAGAAUAUGUUAA